Messenger RNA from Cololabis saira (Pacific saury), 1285 nucleotides. Its product is annotated as zinc finger protein 182-like. Lineage: Eukaryota; Metazoa; Chordata; Actinopteri; Beloniformes; Belonidae. The transcript has a single exon. Bases 132 to 968 code for a protein of 278 amino acids. Gene Ontology annotation, molecular function: DNA-binding transcription activator activity, RNA polymerase II-specific; RNA polymerase II cis-regulatory region sequence-specific DNA binding. The record is from RefSeq and is a predicted model, not a curated record. Gene Ontology annotation, biological process: regulation of transcription by RNA polymerase II. Gene Ontology annotation, cellular component: nucleus.
GUAAGGUGGAGGAGGACGGGGUUUUCAGUGACCAGCACCUGGAUAACCUGGAGAGGAGCUGCAGCCCGGACCAGGAGGAACCAGGGCAUCCACAGACUACAGAACUGGAGGAAGACUCCAGCGGUCAGGAGAUGAAGCACGAGGACGUAGAGGUGGAUGUCUCUUUGGUCAAUGUCGCUGAUGUGAAAGUUGAAAAUGUUGAACCAGGACCAAACUGUGGCCACCUGCUGUUGCACACUUCUCCUGAAGCUCAAAACAAAGAUGAGGGAGGGACUGAAAGUUUACGCUCAGACUCCAGUAAAACUGUAGAUCCGGAGCCAAUGAGACGACACGGUGACCACGAAGAUGCUGCUGUCCCGUCAGACAGCAACUGUAAAUCAAAGCUGACCAGGACCCACAUGGGGAAGAAGGCGUUUUCUUGCAGCACUUGCAAGAAAGAGUUCAGUAAAAGUCAUAUUUUAAUGAAUCACAUGAAGAUCCACACUGGCGAAAGGCCGUACCUGUGCAACACCUGCGGAAAAUUGUUUAGAAAGUCAUCAACAUUCAAUAAGCAUAAAAUGAUCCACAUGGGCGAGAAGCCCUACAUCUGCAAAACAUGUGGAAAAAGUUACACAGAACGUUCCAGCCUGCUGGUUCACUCGAGGACCCACACCGGCCAAAAGCCGUACCUGUGCAACACCUGCAGCAAUGCCUUUACUUAUUUAUCAGCUCUUAAGCGCCACAUAACCACACACACGGGCGAGAAGCCCUACAUCUGCAAAACAUGUGGAAAGAGUUACACAGAACGUUCUACCCUUGUGAUUCACUUGAGGACCCACACCGGUGAAAGGCCGUACCUGUGCAACACCUGUGGAAAAACCUUUACUAAAACAUCACAUCUUAAACGGCACAUAACCACUCACAUGGGUGAAAGUGAUAUUUGUGCAAGACGUGCAACAAAGGUUUUAGCUGCAGAAUGGAUUUGCUGAGUCACAUGAAAAGUCACCCGGAGGAGAAGUCUGGUGACUCGUGACAAGUGAAGCUCAUGUUGUCGUCCUCCGGGGGCAGCUGUCCACUCCUGUCUGACCCACAGAAGAAGAACCCGCAGAAGUCCAACCACCACCUCCUGUGGCUGAUGGGCCUAAUCCCCUCCCCACAAGGGUUGCAGGUUCAACCCGGAUUUAUGCUUCUCCGUCAACUUGACGCAGAGGGAACGAUGUGGUUGUGUACUUUUUUUAAAGUUCUGCAUUGAGUUUGUUUGAAUCCCUGUUCCUUCUUAAAAUCGUUAUUUGUUGCUGUUGGUAAC